Nezara viridula (southern green stink bug) is the source of this 291-nucleotide messenger RNA. The record is from the annotation of a GenBank genome assembly. Lineage: Eukaryota; Metazoa; Arthropoda; Insecta; Hemiptera; Pentatomidae.
AUACAAGGUUAGAAAUUUUUGAACUUAUGUAACUGAAGUGAUAGCGUCCACUCAGUCAGUAACUGCCGAAGAGUUGGUGCCGCGCUCGUGUCUUUGCCGUCAAGCUCUUGUGUGUUCUGUGCUGCUCUUCGUCCGGGAACACUCGAGAAGAUACUGGACAGCGACCGUGGAACGUAUGAGCUACAGGAAGGUAACCUCGAAGAAGAAAAACCGGACUCGGAACAAGUUGAUAGCCCUCUCAUUCGGUUUACCGAGAAGUUUAUUUCUGGACCAUGCUCAAUGAAAGCUUAG